This is a messenger RNA of Helobdella robusta, 880 nucleotides long. RefSeq lists its product as hypothetical. The coding region runs from base 254 to 730 and encodes 158 amino acids. The transcript has 6 exons. The record is from RefSeq and is a predicted model, not a curated record. Lineage: Eukaryota; Metazoa; Annelida; Clitellata; Rhynchobdellida; Glossiphoniidae. Gene Ontology annotation, molecular function: protein binding.
UUAUUAAAAUUUCAUACUUGAUUUUUUUUGAGCUGCAAACAUUUUUAACACAUUGAAUCGAUAUUUUUAUGUAAAAAUUAUUUUAUUCAUAUUUUUAAUUUUUUUUUCAAAAACUGCUUUUUUUAAUCGCAUUUGCCAACGUUUCGUUGAAAUGUCUACAGUGCUUCAGUUUUUCUAGUUUUCUUAAAGCACGAUAUAAUGUGUUGUAAUUUUGAAUAGUAACUUUUAAAUUGAAACUCCAGUUGACAAUAGGAUGGCGAACUAUAAAGCAAAAAAAGCAGGCAUGAAUUUAGCAGAACAAAAAAAAUUAGACGAAAAAUAUGAUCAAGAGGAAAAAAAUGGAACUCCGGAGCGGGUGAUGGUGUGGCUUAAUGAAGUACUAGGCAGUGACCAUCCCAAAUGUAUAAAUUCCACAUGGAGAAAGUUACAAUACUGGAUGAGGGACGGAGUUUUGUUGUGCAAGUUUGUAAACAAAUUGCGGGAGGCGGCUGGCCAGGCUCCUGUGAAAUUUCAGGGAAACGCUCACAUCCCACUGGUAGCGAUGGAUAACAUUGAAGCUUUCAACAAGGCUGCCGUUGAGUACGGCCUAGAUUCAUCUUUCACUUUUUCCAGUCAAGAUCUCUACGACGGACAAAAAGCUGCCUUCUGCAAAGUCAUCAUCUGUCUACAUCAACUUGGAUUAAUUGCCAACAGCAAGUCAUUUGCACCGGCGUAUAAGGAAGCCUCCUAAUUUUGACAACAAAUAUUCGUUAACCCUUUUUAUAUUUUUAUAAAAAUUUCGUCGUUUAAAUUCAAUGCAUGUUAUGAUUACUUCUGUUACGGUUAAAAACAUUAUGUAACUAAAUUGAAGUAAAGAUUUUCAACACGUAUAAAAAUCUAA